AUGUCGGUGCCUUUACUCAAGAUUGGAGUCGUCCUGAGCACCAUGGCCAUGAUCACCAACUGGAUGUCGCAGACGCUGCCGUCCCUGGUGGGGCUGAACACCACCAAGUUAACCGCAGCCUCGGGGGGCACCUUGGACAGGAGCACGGGGGUAAGUGUGUUGCCUACCAACCCAGAGGAAAGCUGGCAGGUCUACAGUUCUGCCCAAGACAGCGAGGGACGGUGUAUAUGCACAGUGGUGGCUCCCCAACAGACGAUGUGCUCACGUGAUGCCAGGACAAAGCAGCUGAGGCAGCUCUUAGAAAAGGUGCAGAAUAUGUCUCAGUCAAUAGAGGUAUUGGACAGGCGAACUCAAAGAGACUUACAAUAUGUAGAGAAGAUGGAGAACCAGAUGAAGGGGUUGGAAUCGAAAUUCAAGCAAGUGGAAGAGAGUCACAAACAACACCUGGCAAGACAGUUUAAGGCAAUAAAAGCGAAAAUGGAGGAACUUAGGCCUUUGAUACCAGUGUUGGAAGAGUACAAAGCCGAUGCAAAAUUGGUAUUGCAGUUUAAAGAGGAGGUCCAGAAUCUGACGUCAGUUCUAAACGAACUCCAGGAGGAGAUUGGCGCCUAUGACUACGAAGAGCUUCAGAACAGAGUGUCAAAUCUUGAAGAAAGGCUCCGUGCAUGCAUGCAAAAAUUAGCUUGUGGGAAGCUGACAGGAAUAAGUGACCCAGUCACAAUAAAAACCUCUGGAUCAAGGUUUGGAUCAUGGAUGACAGAUCCUUUAGCUCCAGAAGGUGAAAACAAGGUCUGGUACAUGGAUAGCUACCACAACAACCGCUUUGUCCGAGAGUACAAAAGCAUGUCGGAUUUCAUGAAUACAGACAAUUUCACCUCUCACCGUCUCCCUCACCCCUGGUCUGGCACCGGCCAAGUGGUCUACAAUGGCUCGAUCUAUUUCAACAAAUACCAAAGCCACAUAAUCAUCAGGUUUGACUUGAAAACAGAGAGCAUCCUCAAGACUCGCAGCCUGGAUUAUGCUGGCUACAACAACAUGUACCACUACGCCUGGGGUGGCCAUUCUGACAUUGACCUCAUGGUGGAUGAAAACGGCUUGUGGGCUGUCUAUGCUACCAAUCAAAACGCAGGGAACAUUGUUAUUAGCAAGCUGGACCCCAACACCCUGCAGAGCCUGCAGACCUGGAACACCAGCUACCCGAAACGCAGCGCCGGCGAGGCCUUUAUCAUCUGCGGUACGCUCUACGUCACCAACGGGUACUCAGGAGGAACCAAGGUGCACUAUGCUUACCAGACCAAUGCCUCCACUUACGAGUACAUUGAUAUCCCAUUCCAAAACAAAUACUCACACAUUUCCAUGUUAGACUACAACCCGAAGGACCGAGCCCUCUACGCUUGGAACAACGGGCAUCAGAUACUUUACAACGUCACCCUCUUCCACGUCAUCAGGUCUGAUGAAUUGUAG
Messenger RNA from Emys orbicularis (European pond turtle), 1464 nucleotides. RefSeq names its product olfactomedin 1 (gene OLFM1). The record is from RefSeq and is a predicted model, not a curated record. The coding region runs from base 1 to 1464 and encodes 487 amino acids. Lineage: Eukaryota; Metazoa; Chordata; Testudines; Emydidae. The transcript has 6 exons. Gene Ontology annotation, biological process: signal transduction.